AUGAACAACAUAACUUCCAUACAAGGCGCUCCAUCAAGUCUUCCGAGACCGUCACGUUUCGCACAGAUUAAUACCCCCGUGUCGCGCAUUACUCAGUCCGAUAUCCUGGGCCAGUGGGAGCAUGAUCGAUUCGGUACGGUUGGUGCUGGGUCAGGCUUGAAUGCGAGUAGGUGGGGAGAACAUAGACAAGAGAGGAGUACAGUGUCAUCGUGGCAGGCCUUUGCGCAGAGUCAUACGUCAAUGCCUUUACCGCCGUUGAGGGGGAGGAAAUCUGGAGUUGAAGGUGUGCAGAGGAAUGAGGAAUUGGGAACUGGUGCUGCUGGAGUUGAAAACCGGAGAUUAACAAAAUUUCCUACGACACCGCCCCAGGAAUACACUCGAGGACAUGCAGAAGAGUCUUCAUAUAUACCACGCCGUGUACCGACUCCACGAAGCCAGACCUGGCGCAAGAGGAAGAGCGAGAUCCGCGACAGCCAGAAUGGAUGGAAUUCAAACAGCGCACCUCAAGUCAAGAGAGCUAGUCCAGAUCGAUCAUCGCCAUUGUCUGCAGCAGUUGCUGGUGACAGAAGAUCGAGCGGAGAUGUUGCAAGGCGAGAAAUAACUCAGCAGCCAAGAAAACCAGGUUUCGAACCUUGGGUGUCGUCUCGAACGCGUGGACACAUUGUUGCUCCUAACGGAAUACCGAUCAUACCAAAUGGUUCUCAGCCGGGGAAAUCAUUUCCUCGACACCAACAGUCCACGAGCACACCACAUCAAGUGAUUGCGCAGAAUAUACCAGACUCGGUGCCAGAGAGACAGCCUGUGAAGUCAAUACUAAGCCCUCAACAACGACAUCCCAGCUGUCAUCCAUGGAAAACAUCAACCGCCACUCCAUCAACACUAGCCCCUGCCGACACAUCCACGGCAACGAGCCCUUCGAAGUCUCGAGCCAAGACUACCGAUGACAUUGCUCGCAGACUGAUAUUUGCUGGUAUUGGAGCCGGUCGAGCGCCUAAACGGACAGAAGAGGAGCUGAGAAAGAGACACGAAGAACAAGAGAGACGGCGUAUUCAGCGAGAAGAGAGAGAAAACAUGGGGAAAGAUGAGGUGAUGAAGUGGUGUGGUCUUGAAAAUGUGAAGUCUGAAGUGAACCCAUUUGAACAGGCCGUUGUUAAGAAGAGUUUGAUAAGGUCUUCUACGACGAUGGAGAUUGUAGUAAAGGAGCUGACUAGAUUCAAUGGUAAAGAGAUCCAGUGGUAG
Cadophora gregata is the source of this 1239-nucleotide messenger RNA. RefSeq lists its product as uncharacterized. The record is from RefSeq and is a predicted model, not a curated record. NCBI's taxonomy places the organism in Eukaryota, Fungi, Ascomycota, Leotiomycetes, Helotiales, Ploettnerulaceae. Bases 1 to 1239 code for a protein of 412 amino acids. The transcript has a single exon.